Molecule: messenger RNA, 930 nt
Organism: Emiliania huxleyi CCMP1516
Lineage: Eukaryota; Haptophyta; Isochrysidales; Noelaerhabdaceae
Exons: 5
Biological process (GO): actin filament organization; vesicle transport along actin filament
Cellular component (GO): actin cytoskeleton; myosin complex; cytoplasm
Molecular function (GO): ATP binding; microfilament motor activity; actin filament binding
Source: RefSeq, a predicted model, not a curated record
UUCUCCAGCGUCGGCAAGCGCUUCGUCAACGACCUCAACUCGCUGCUCGACGAGCUCAAGGCGUCCAAGGCGCACUUUGUGCGCUGCAUCAAGCCAAACUCGAAGCAGGUCAAGAAGGAGUUCGAGCCGGCGAUGGUGCUCGACCAGCUGCGCUGCUCGGGCGUCGUCGAGGCGGUGCGGGUCAUGACGGAGGCGUACCCGACGCGCAUCCCGUACGAGGUGAUCCACGGGCGCUACGCGCCGCUGAUGGGCAAGGAGGUGCUCGACGCGACCGGCGACGAGCCGGCGGCCUUCUGCGAGGCGAUCGCUAUCGCGUGCGACCAGCUCGACAAGGUCCAGGAGGACCUCCUUGUGCCGCGUCUGGUGGCCCGCCGCGCCGUCGUUCUGCGCCACGUCGCCAAGGGCGUCAAAGGGCAGACCGGGGAGCAAAUUCUUUUCCCCGCCUGUCUCACUCAGCGCGUGCUCGACACCCGCCGACAGCGCAGUCUCUACACCCUCAGCGCCGAGAGCACCUCAAGCCGACCCGAUCCGCUCUGCUACCUCGUCAUGGAGGAGGCACGCGCGGCGGAGCAGGCACUGAAGGAGGCGGCGGCCAAGGCGGCGGCUCGCUCGGCGGCCGCCACCACCGUCUCUGCACCCGCCGACGCCCGCAGUUCUCUCGCCAACAUGAUCCGCGGUCGGGCGGGCUGCAGCUCGGCGGGCGGGCGGGCCGCGGCUGCGGCGAGCGGCGCGGCCGAGAUUGUAGUGAGCGGGUGCGGCAACGAGAGCAUCAACGGGACGUACCGGCGGGACGGCGAGAGGGACGGAGUGCCUUGCUACCGGCAUGCGGCCGCGUCGUGGACGAUCGAGCGGGACACCGACCGUUCGGCCGGCGAAGCGGUGAGCGAGUGGUGCAUCUGCGACGACUACGGCUUCGAGUCCCACUGCUUC